Camellia sinensis is the source of this 1025-nucleotide messenger RNA. RefSeq lists its product as uncharacterized. NCBI's taxonomy places the organism in Eukaryota, Viridiplantae, Streptophyta, Magnoliopsida, Ericales, Theaceae. The record is from RefSeq and is a predicted model, not a curated record.
GCAAUAUAUCACCCCCCUUUCCAUAGAUAUCUAUAUAUAUUGCAUUGUUUGUAUGUAAAUGCCUCAAAAGUCUACCAUUCAAGUGUCCUCUGUUCUUUUCAGAGAAAGAAAGCAAGGCAGGAGAGAAAUGGAUUAUUCCCUAUGGGACUACCAAGAGAGUAUACUUGAGCUCAAGCACAAAAUCCUCUGCACCAACUUCGAGCUAGAAACUGCAAGAACCAAAGCGAAAGAAGCCAUGAUAAAAUUCGAUGACAGCAUAAAGCAGUUACAUCAAUUAUUGCAGAGAGUUUGCCAAGAAAGAGACGAAGCGAGAGAUCAACUGCAAAGACUUGUCAACAAAGUGGACUCAAUUGAUUCCUCUGCAGUUGAUUGCCUCUUCUUCACUGCCAAUUCUUCUCCAGACCUAUCUAACCCGAACUUGAUCAAUCCAAGUAAUGGGUUGGUUUCAAUGAUUGAUCCUGAUUUAGCAGUGAUUGACAAUCUUGUCAAGGGAAGGCCUUUGCCACACAAAGGAAGGCUCCUGCAAACUGUGAUUGAGGCCGGGCCAUUGCUCCACACGCUCCUCGUUGCAGGGCCUCUUCCUUUGUGGCAUAGUCCUCCCUCGACAUUCCCAUCUCUUCAGAAAAUCGAGUCCAAUUCAGACUGUGAAAUCUUAAAUUCCUUUUGUUCUUCAUACCACAAUGUCUGUCAUACAUCGAAUUUGGCACAUGGGAUCGGGCUUGAUGUCGAACAUGGAGGGCAACCUGCCAAUGGAAGUGGUUUGCAAUUCUAUGCAUAAUUUGUUUGCUAAGCUAAUAUGAAUAGGAAUUGGGUCUGAUGUAAAUGGACAAUUCUUGAUUUUGAUAAUGGAGUGAGUGUGUUUGAUUGGGUUUGUUUAUUCUAAAGGACUUUAUGUACACUAUUUUAUUAGUCACUUUUGGCCUCAUUUUUCAUUAUAAAUCAUUGUUCUUAAGAGUAAUAAGGGUCAGUUUUAAAGUGUUCGCAUGGACAUUUUGAGUAACAAUGAUUCAAUUUUACUUGCAUCC